This is a messenger RNA of Penicillium soppii, 504 nucleotides long. Its product is annotated as polyketide synthase. The coding region runs from base 1 to 504 and encodes 167 amino acids. The record is from RefSeq and is a predicted model, not a curated record. The transcript is spliced from 2 exons. NCBI's taxonomy places the organism in Eukaryota, Fungi, Ascomycota, Eurotiomycetes, Eurotiales, Aspergillaceae.
AUGCUAGAGGAUGCUCUGAAGCUCCUUAUCACGCAGAACUGUCUAGUAACGAUAUGCCAUUCCCCGGGUCCGGUCAUCACGGGGGCGGAUGAUCUCUCCUGGUGCCCCUCUACGGACGUAGUAUCCGUACUGUCGGAGCUGCUCCUCGGAAACUACACCCCCUAUCCCAUCUACAACGUCAAAAAUCCCCCGCGACAGCCGUGGGAUGAAAUGAUAACAAUACUGAGCGAGGCACUGGACAUUCCGAGCUCAAAUGGAGUUCCUUACAAAGAAUGGAUAGCACUGGUGAAGAACCACUCUAGUUCUGUGGGGGCUAAGAAUCCGGCUGCUUUGAUUAUUGACUUUUUGGAGACGCAUUUUGUGCGCAUGUCCUGUGGGGGUCUGAUUCUAGAUACGACCCAUGCCGCCGAGCACUCCCCCACUCUAGCAAAUCAGAGGCCGGUGGACUCCCAUCUGGUUCAAAAUUAUAUUUCAAGUUGGAAGGAGCUCGAGGUUUUGAAAUGA